AUGGUUCGCACCAGCUGGUUGUGUGUAACUUGCAAGGCAACAGUAAUACUUGACCAAGUACCUGGUGUUACACCCGGUACCUUGCAUGCACGCAAAGAUGACGAACAAGCUCCCAUUCUUUGUAAAACUCAGCCCGGAAAACUGAGGAUGCACUUCGUACAGGCAACUAGCAGGAAGCGCGGCCCUGUCAGCCCCAGGACCUUGGGUCCUCAAAGCAAAAAGAAUAAGCUUCUUCCCCCACCAUCGCCUUGGUACCGACCCUACCGGUGCCAUGCCAAGCUCUUUUGUUUUUUCUCACCCUUCCUUUCUUGGAUACACCGGUGA
Messenger RNA from Bipolaris zeicola 26-R-13, 324 nucleotides. RefSeq lists its product as uncharacterized. The record is from RefSeq and is a predicted model, not a curated record. NCBI's taxonomy places the organism in Eukaryota, Fungi, Ascomycota, Dothideomycetes, Pleosporales, Pleosporaceae. The transcript has a single exon. The coding region runs from base 1 to 324 and encodes 107 amino acids.